AUGUCAAACCUUGCCAAGCUUGAAUUUAUAGCCCUUGAUAUUGCCGGAAAGAAUUAUUUAUCAUGGGUGUUAGAUGCUGAAAUACACCUAGAUGCUAAAGGGCUUGGUGAAACAAUCAAAGAGCCUAAUAAGACAACAUCUCAAGAUAAGGCUAAAGCCAUGAUAUUCCUUCUCCAUCAUCUACAUGAAGGGCUCAAAAAUAAAUAUUUAACUGUGAAAGACCCACAAAUUCUUUGGAGUAAUCUAAAGGAGAGACACAAUAUAGAAAAAGGAUUAACCAAAUAUUCUGAAUUAAAAUCUUGCCUUCUUGUGGCUAAGCAAAAUAACGAGCUAUUAAUGAAAAAUCAUGAAUUACGUCCUGUUGGCUCUACUCCAUUCCCUGAAGCGAAUGUGACAACCCAUCACGGGAAAGAAAAUAUAAACAGAGACCAUUCCAGCAGUAGUGGUCGAGGUAGAGGUCGCGGUCGCGGUCGUGGCCAAUGGCGCGGUUGUGGUCGUGGGCAUGGAUAUGGUAGAGGUCGUGGAUUUCACUUUAAAAACUCACAUUCUCACCAAAAGUGGGAACGUAGGGAUGAUAAAGUUAAUAAAGAGAGAAGUGGGACUGAUAUAUGUUACCGUUGUGGAGUGAAAGGACAUUGGUCUCGGAAAGUUGAGGCAAACCUUGUUCUUGAAGAUGGUAAUGAUGAUUUUGAUUUUGGCAAUACAACUCAUUUAGAAGUUGCCGAUUUUCUUAUUUCUCCGAAAGAGAAUAAUAUUGAUUUUGGCAAUACAACUCAUUUAGAAGUUGCUGAUUUCUUCACUACUCCAUAA
Messenger RNA from Chenopodium quinoa (quinoa), 810 nucleotides. RefSeq lists its product as uncharacterized. The record is from RefSeq and is a predicted model, not a curated record. The transcript has 3 exons. Bases 1 to 810 code for a protein of 269 amino acids. NCBI's taxonomy places the organism in Eukaryota, Viridiplantae, Streptophyta, Magnoliopsida, Caryophyllales, Amaranthaceae.